AUGUUAAUCGACGAACAGAAUGCUGAUCAAAUAAUCACAACGAUUCGAACACUUCAUCAAACGACAAUUGAUCAACGAGAACAUGAUCUAACUGAAUAUCUUAUUGAAAUAUUUCAAUCAAUUGAAGAACAACAACAACAAUUAAAUUUAAUUAAGUUAUUUCAUUUAUUAACAAAUCUUUUACGUGAUUAUAUUGAUCGAGCAGCAUUAAAAAUUGAAUUUCUUAAUGCAAAAUGUUUAGAAACAAUUGAUCGAAUAUUAAUAAAUCAAACAACUAAUCAAGAAAAUAUUAUAUCAAUACUUCAAUUUAUCGCUGAACUUCUUGUUAAUUCAAAAAAUGUUCAAGAAGUUUUUCUUAAGUUUAAUGGUUAUGAAAAAAUCUUCCGUUCUCUUUAUUAUGUUCAUACACCAUCAUUAGAUUUUGUUAAUCAAUUACUUAUACUUAUGACAGAAAAUUCAACAUUACAAAUUGAUCAAUCACUAACAGCAGUAGAUCUCUAUGUUCAUUUUAUUAAUCCAUAUAUAGCUAUUAUAUUAAUAUCUUGGUUACCAUAUUUAACAAAUAUAUCUCAUCAACAUCAUAUUAUACAUACCAUAAAUAUUAUUGUUUCACGUUCAUUACAAAAUAAAAUGAUGGCUUGCUCCAAUAAUAUUAUUUAUUCUUUAAUUGAUAUACUUUUUUCAAAUAAAUUAAAUGAUAAAAUUUUACUGGAUAAUAUUUUUUCAAUCUUAGAAAAAUUAUGUCGAUUUUCAAUAAAUAUUAAAGAAAUUCGUCAUAUAUGUCAAUUAUUGAAUCAAAAUACAUCUUUUAAAAAACAAUUAUUACGUGUUUUAAUUACGGCUGCUAAACAUGAUGAUCCUGAUACACAUUCAAUUUCUUCAUAUUUUGAUUUACAAAGAGCUAACAGUGGAAUUAUUUUACCAGUUAUACGUCGUUGGCCAUCAUUAUCAAAUGCAUCAUUACAUUUUACAUUUCAUUGUUGGUUAAGAUUGAAUAAUGAAGUUGAAAGUUAUCCAUAUGAUGCACGUCGUCAAAUUUAUUCGUUAUAUUCAGAUACCAUUGGUCUAGAAUCUUUUAUAUGUAAUUCAUCGAUAAUUAUAUCAGUAAGUGAUCGUCGUGAACUUGUUUAUAUUGAAAUACCUGAAUGUGAUGAUUUAAUUGAUGGUUGUUGGCAUUCAUUAACUAUUAUUCAUACAGCACAACGACCAUCUUUAUUUGUUGCUGCAUUUCAAGCAGUAUCAACAUGUUAUUUAACAGUUUACAUUGAUGGUUUAUUGAAGAAACAAGUUAAAGAUUUUAAAUAUGUCCCUUUAAUGAAUGAUCCCAUCAGUUUAGCUUCAAUUGGUGCACCUAGUCAACGGCCCCGUUUACCAUCAAUGGGUUCAAAAGAUUCAUUACAAUUAUCAACAACAAUUGCAAAAACAAUUCAACCAUUUAAAGGUUUAUUUUCAUCCAAAAAUAAAAUGUCCAAUUCACGUUCAGAAAAUCAAGCACUUAAUCCACAAAAUAUAAUGACAGUUGAACCAAAUAGUCAAGAUACUAUAUUUGGACAAUCAACGUGUUUACAUGGACAAUUAGCUUGUGUUUGGAUUUUAGCCGAAACAUUAAAUGAAACACAAGUUAAACAUUUACAUUCUAUGGGUGCUGAUUUUUGUCAUCAAAAUCGUUCAAUAUCCGGUGAAGAUAAUUCCAUGUCUACUAUGAUAUAUGAUCUUUUAUCUACUCGUUCUCUCCUAGUCUAUCAUCCAUUAGCAUGUAAUAAUCAAAUUUGUGUUGAUAUAUCAGCUUGUACAUCUCAAAUGAAUGGUCGAUUUAAUAAUG
Molecule: messenger RNA, 1822 nt
Organism: Adineta steineri
Lineage: Eukaryota; Metazoa; Rotifera; Eurotatoria; Adinetida; Adinetidae
Source: the annotation of a GenBank genome assembly